Sorex fumeus (smoky shrew) is the source of this 8047-nucleotide messenger RNA. It is a transcript of the gene SIPA1L1, whose product is annotated as signal induced proliferation associated 1 like 1. Gene Ontology annotation, biological process: activation of GTPase activity; regulation of small GTPase mediated signal transduction. Gene Ontology annotation, cellular component: cytoplasm. The record is from RefSeq and is a predicted model, not a curated record. Gene Ontology annotation, molecular function: GTPase activator activity; protein binding. The transcript has 22 exons. The coding region runs from base 820 to 6228 and encodes 1802 amino acids. Lineage: Eukaryota; Metazoa; Chordata; Mammalia; Eulipotyphla; Soricidae.
GCAACGAGCGCGGGUUGUCCUCCGGGUGUCAGCGGUGAUUUGUAGACAAUGCAGCCCUGUCAGCGCAGUGCUGGUUCAGCAGCAUCUCUCCAAACAUGUAUUUGGCAAGAAUUUAAAGGCCACCUCUUGUGUUAUUUGCGGAGCCUUGGAAAAGGGUCCUCUGCCUUUAUUUUCAGGAUGUACGCAACCAUGCAGGAUUUCGUGCUGAGAAUCGGUACCUCUUGCCUCCUGAAUGACCGGCUUAUAAGGAAGUUGGCUUUCUUCGCCCUUCACCUGGAAGGAUGUUAGCAGUUCUCCCGUCCACUGGGAAACAUGGAGAGGUCUAUCCAGAGCCACGUUUGAUUUCUGCUGUCUUCAUAAAUUAGUGCUGAAGGGUGGGGUAGAUUGCAAUGUGUUAGGGAAAUGCAGGCAUUUUGUUGAUGAGUGGAAUUUCUGGCUCUAAGAGUAUAUCAAAUGGAAGAGCUUAGGCAGAGGUGGAGGUGAAUACUGGAUUCAUUCUGAAAUAUUCCUCAUCUGGAGAGAGCCGGGGAUUGUGGCAAUCUCAGAAUCCCAGUAAUACAAGUUCCAUUCAGUUUUUUCUGAAAGAACGCCAUCUAUCAAAGUGUAGCAGAGGAACUGUUGUGGAUUAUAAUGUUUUGAAGAUCUGAAUUUUAAGAAAUCUGAAAAUAAGGCAUUGUUUCACCUUUUCAAUGAAAACUAUCAGGAUCUCACACAGCUGUGGUAUUUUCUGGAAACUAUUCUCCAAAAGGGAAAUGCACAUUUGAAACUUCAAUACAAUGGUCCUUUCUGCAGGGAUUUAAGUCUACUUGUUUUUACAUCAUGACCAGCUUGAAACGGUCACAGACGGAAAGGCCGGUUGCUACCGAGAGAGCCUCUGUCGUUGGCCCAGAUGGCGCUCCCAAAGUACACACUGACGACUUCUACAUGCGGCGCUUCCGGUCCCAGAACGGCAGCUUAGGCUCAUCAGUCAUGGCUCCUAUAGGGCCUCCCCGAAAUGAGGGGCCCCACCAUAUAACCUCGACCCCUGGUGUCCCAAAGAUGGGGGUGAGGGCAAGGAUUGCAGAUUGGCCUCCAAGAAAGGAAAAUGUCAAAGACUCAAGCCGUUCAAGCCAGGAACUAGAAACCUCAAGUUGCCUUGAGAGCAUGUCCUCCAAAAGUAGCCCGGUGAGUCAGGGAAGUUCUGUUAGCCUCAAUUCCAGUGACUCAGCCAUGCUCAAGAGCAUACAGAACACACUGAAGAGCAAGACUAGACCAUCGGAGAACAUGGACUCCAGAUUUCUCAUGCCUGAAGCCUAUCCCAGCUCCCCCAGGAAAGCUCUUCGGAGAAUACGGCAGCGGAGCAACAGCGAUAUCACCAUAAGUGAACUUGACGUGGAUAGUUUUGAUGAAUGUAUCUCACCCACAUACAAGACUGGUCCAUCACUGCACAGGGAAUAUGGUAGCACAUCUUCAAUCGAUAAGCAGGGAACUUCCGGAGAAAGCUUCUUUGAUUUAUUAAAGGGCUACAAAGAUGACAAAUCUGAUCGAGGUCCCACUCCAACCAAGCUCAGUGACUUUCUCAUCGCGGGUGGGGCCAAAGGUUCUGGUUUCUCUUUGGAUGUUAUCGAUGGACCCAUCUCACAGAGAGAUAACCUCAGGCUCUUUAAGGAAAGGGAAAAACCACUCAAGCGACGCUCCAAGUCUGAAACUGGAGAUUCAUCCAUCUUCCGUAAAUUACGCAAUGCCAAAGGUGACGAACUUGGGAAAUCAUCUGAUCUUGAAGAUAACCGAUCAGAAGACUCAGUCAGGCCCUGGACAUGUCCAAAGUGCUUUGCUCACUAUGACGUCCAGAGUAUAUUAUUUGAUUUGAAUGAGGCGAUUAUGAACAGGCACAACAAUGUUAUUAAGAGGAGAAACACCACCACAGGGGCUUCAGCAGCAGCUGUGGCAUCCUUGGUCUCAGGACCUUUGUCCCAUUCAGCCAGUUUUAGCUCUCCAAUGGGCAGCACAGAGGACCUGAAUUCAAAAGGAAGCCUCAGCAUGGACCAGGGAGACGAUAAAAGCAAUGAGCUCGUAAUGAGCUGUCCUUAUUUCCGGAAUGAGAUAGGAGGAGAAGGUGAAAGGAAGAUCAGUCUGUCGAAAUCAAGUUCGGGCUCCUUCAGUGGCUGUGAAAGUGCCUCCUUUGAGUCUACCCUCAGCUCCCAUUGCACAAAUGCGGGAGUGGCUGUACUUGAAGUGCCCAAGGAGAACCUGGUUUUGCAUCUGGAUCGAGUGAAGAGGUACAUUGUGGAGCAUGUGGAUCUGGGUGCAUACUAUUACAGAAAAUUCUUCUAUCAGAAGGAACACUGGAACUAUUUUGGGGCUGAUGAAAAUCUUGGUCCGGUGGCUGUGAGCAUUCGAAGGGAGAAACCAGAAGAAAUGAAAGAAAAUGGAUCUCCAUACAACUACCGAAUAAUUUUUAGAACUAGUGAGCUCAUGACCCUGAGAGGAUCAGUCCUGGAGGACGCUGUCCCUUCCACAGCCAAACACUCGACGGCCAGAGGGCUGCCCCUGAAAGAGGUGCUGGAGCACGUGAUCCCGGAGCUCAACGUCCACUGCCUGCGCUUGGCCUUCAAUACGCCCAAAGUCACGGAGCAGCUCAUGAAACUGGAUGAACAAGGGCUGAACUAUCAACAGAAAGUAGGAAUCAUGUACUGCAAAAGUGGACAGAGCACUGAAGAAGAGAUGUACAAUAAUGAAUCAGCUGGCCCUGCCUUUGAGGAAUUCCUUCAGUUAUUGGGAGAGAGGGUUCGGCUCAAAGGAUUUGAGAAAUAUCGUGCACAGCUUGACACCAAAACUGACUCCACUGGAACUCACUCUUUGUACACAACAUACAAGGACUAUGAAAUUAUGUUCCAUGUUUCUACCAUGCUGCCAUACACACCUAACAACAAGCAACAGCUCCUACGGAAGAGGCACAUUGGCAAUGAUAUUGUAACCAUCGUUUUCCAAGAGCCAGGAGCACAGCCAUUCAGCCCAAAAAACAUCAGAUCCCACUUCCAGCACGUUUUCGUCAUUGUCAGGGUUCAUAACCCCUGCACGGACAGUGUCUGUUACAGUGUGGCUGUCACGAGGUCCAGAGAUGUGCCUUCCUUUGGACCACCCAUUCCCAAAGGAGUCACUUUCCCCAAGUCAAAUGUGUUCAGGGACUUCCUUUUGGCCAAAGUCAUUAACGCAGAAAAUGCUGCUCAUAAAUCAGAAAAGUUCCGGGCCAUGGCAACUCGGACCCGCCAAGAAUACCUGAAAGAUCUGGCAGAAAAGAAUGUCACCAACACCCCUAUUGACCCAUCUGGAAAGUUCCCGUUCAUCUCUCUAGCUUCCAAGAAGAAGGAAAAGUCUAAGCCAUAUCCUGGAGCUGAGCUCAGUAGCAUGGGGGCAAUUGUGUGGACGGUUCGGGCCAAAGACUACAACAAGGCUAUGGAAAUAGACUGUCUUUUGGGGAUCUCCAAUGAGUUCAUAGUCCUCAUCGAACAGGAAACAAAGAGUGUGGUUUUCAACUGCUCCUGCAGAGAUGUGAUUGGGUGGACUUCAACCGACACCAGUGUCAAAAUCUUCUAUGAACGAGGAGAAUGUGUUUCAGUGGAAAGUUUCAUUAGCAGUGAGGAUAUCAAAGAGAUUGUCAAAAGGCUGCAGUUUGUAACAAAGGGUUGUGAAUCCGUGGAGAUGACUCUGCGAAGGAAUGGGCUAGGACAGCUCGGCUUCCAUGUCAACUACGAGGGCAUCGUGGCAGAUGUGGAACCCUAUGGCUAUGCAUGGCAAGCAGGGCUGAGGCAAGGCAGCCGACUGGUGGAGAUCUGCAAGGUGGCCGUGGCUACCCUGAGUCACGAGCAGAUGAUUGACCUCCUGAGAACAUCUGUCACGGUCAAGGUCGUCAUCAUCCCCCCUCAUGAUGACUGCACCCCACGGAGGAGCUGCUCUGAAACCUACCGCAUGCCUGUGAUGGAGUACAAGAUGAAUGAAGGCGUUUCCUACGAAUUCAAGUUUCCCUUUCGAAAUAACAACAAAUGGCAGAGGAAUGCUGGCAAGGGGCCUCACUCGUCUCAAGUCCCCUCGCAGGUGCAGAGCCCCAUGACCUCGAGGCUGAAUGCCGGGAAAGGAGAUGGGAAGAUGCCAGUUCCAGAAAGGGCCAACAUUCCUCGCAGCAUCUCCAGCGAUGGACGCCCACUGGAGCGGCGGCUGUCUCCUGGAUCGGACAUCUACGUGACAGUCUCAUCCAUGGCUUUAGCAAGAUCCCAGCAGUGUCGAAACUCCCCUAGCAACUUGUCUUCAUCCAGUGAGACAGGCUCCGGUGGGGGCACUUACAGGCAAAAAUCCAUGCCCGAAGGGUUUGGAGUAAGCCGCAGAUCUCCAGCCUCCAUUGACCGGCAGAACACGCAGUCAGAUAUUGGAGGCAGUGGAAAAUCCACACCCAGCUGGCAAAGAAGUGAGGACAGCAUUGCUGACCAGAUGGCUUACAGUUAUAGAGGACCUCAGGAUUUCAAUUCUUUUGUCCUCGAGCAGCAUGAAUAUACAGAGCCGACGUGCCAUCUCCCAGCAGUAUCCAAAGUUCUGCCAGCUUUCCGAGAGAGCCCCAGUGGGAGGUUAAUGCGGCAGGACCCGGUGGUUCAUUUGUCUCCAAACAAACAAGGACAUUCUGACAGCCACUACUCAAGCCACUCCAGCAGCAAUACCCUCUCCAGCAAUGCCUCCAGCGUCCACAGCGACGAGAAGUGGUAUGAUGGCGACCGUACCGAAUCCGAACUCAACAGCUACAACUACCUGCAAGGCACCUCAGCAGACAGUGGCAUCGACACCACUUCCUAUGGCCCCAGCCAUGGCAGCACGGUGUCCUUGGGGGCCGCCACCUCGUCACCCCGCUCAGGACCAGGCAAAGAGAAAGUAGCACCCCUGUGGCAUAGUUCGAGUGAAGUGAUCUCACUGGCAGAUCGGACUUUAGAGGCAGAGGGCCACGGCCUGGAUCGGAAAGCAGAGUCCUCUCUAAGUUUGGACAUCCACAGCAAGAGCCAGGCCGGCUCCAGCCCCCUGACCCGGGAGAACAGCACUUUCAGCAUAAAUGACGCUGCUUCCCACACCAGUACUAUGAGCUCCCGGCACUCUGCCAGCCCAGUUGUCUUCUCCAGUGCCCGAAGUUCACCUAAAGAGGAGGUUCACCCUGUGGCAGCCUCUCAGCUGGCACCUUCCUUCUCCUCCUCCUCCUCCUCUUCGUCGGGUCCCAGGACUUUCUACCCUCGCCAGGGCGCUACUAGCAAGUACCUCAUUGGAUGGAAAAAACCCGAAGGAACCAUCAACUCAGUGGGAUUUAUGGACACAAGAAAGCGUCACCAGAGUGAUGGUAAUGAAAUAGCCCACACCAGGCUGCGUGCCUCAACCAGGGACCUGCGGGCAUCUCCGAAGCCAGCCUCCAAGUCCACUAUUGAGGAAGAUCUCAAGAAACUCAUUGAUCUGGAAAGCCCAACUUCGGAAUCCCAGAAGAACUUCAAGUUCCAUGCGCUAUCCUCCCCGCAGUCUCCUUUCCCCACCACUCCGACUUCGAGGCGGGCUUUGCACAGAACGCUGUCAGACGAGAGUAUCUACAGCAGCCAGCGGGAGCACUUCUUCCCCUCCCGGGCAUCCCUGCUGGACCAGGCCCUUCCCAACGAUGUCCUCUUCAGCAGCACCUACCCUUCUCUGCCCAAGUCACUUCCUUUACGGAGGCCUUCUUACACCUUGGGGAUGAAGUCGCUGCACGGAGAGUUCUCGGCCUCGGACAGUUCUCUCACCGAUGUCCAGGAGACACGGAGGGUGCCCAUGCCUGACCCUGGGCUAAUGCCCCUGCCUGACGCUGCUGCCGAUCUGGAUUGGUCCAACCUGGUGGAUGCCGCCAAAGCCUAUGAGGUCCAGAGAGCCUCGUUCUUUGCUGCUAGUGACGAAAACCAUCGCCCCUUGAGUGCUGCAUCCAACCAGCUGGAGGACCAGGCUCUGACCCAGAUGAAGUCAUAUGGCAGUAAAGAUUCAUCUCCCACUCUGGCUUCUAAAGUGGACCAGCUGGAAGGUAUGCUGAAGAUGCUUCGGGAAGAUCUGAAGAAGGAAAAGGAAGACAAGGCCCACCUGCAGGCGGAAGUGCAGCACCUGCGAGAGGACAACCUGCGGCUACAGGAGGAGUCCCAGAAUGCGUCGGACAAGCUGAAGAAGUUCACGGAGUGGGUCUUCAACACCAUCGACAUGAGCUAGGAGCGCUGCAGGGGACGGAGAAGGGGUGGUUGGGGCGGCGGCAGGCUUGGGCACUCUCCAGGGAGGGCUUGCCCCCCUCCCAGUCAUGCCGCCCACCCUUCAUUCUGAGCAAUGCCCUAGCCCCGCCCAGUUUCCCACCCUGGCUACUGCCGCCUCCUUUCCAGGAGCCGACAACAGUUGCAGAUCAACAAUCAUUAUCUGCCUUUUGUAGAAAAGAAAAACAAAACAAACAAAAAAAAGCAAAUAAAAAAUUAAAAAGUAAAAUAAAAAUUUAACUGCUAAAAUGUGAAUGUCUUUAUUUUUUUGCACAAUAUCUUUAUCUGUUAUGUAUUUUACAAAAAAAAAAAAAAAAGCAGAGACCCGGCCUGGGACUGGAGUCCCCCUGUCACCCCCAUCUGCUUCUCUUUCCAUCAGCUCUUUCUUCUCUAUUUUCAGGUAACCCAGGCUUCCCCUCCUCACUAAUAUCAUUGUUCCUAGAAAAAAAAGUGUUUUUUGAAACUGUUUCUUUGGGGAAUGGGGAGGGGUGCUUCCUUGCCCUUCCUUUCUAAACUGCCUGCAGAGGGAGGUGUUGUAAGAGAUGCCUGCCUCCCUGGAAUGACUUGUGCAUGAGCUAGUGCUGGCUGUACCCAUCUCCGAGCUCAGCGGGGCGGUGGUUGAACGGUAGCGAGUCCAGAAACCAGAGCGUGGGAGCACGCCAGUGCCUGGGGGUCGCCCCCGCUUUUCAGCCCCGCUCUGUGAUUCCGCCUCCCUCCGCUAGGGGCGCUCUGUGCCGCUUUGACUUAAGUGCAUCCUUCGGAAUUGGAACCCCUGAUUCCGUGCCACAGCUUCCGGGUUCCAACCGCUAAUUGGUUUCAGCAUUGCUCCAAUCUAAAACCUUAUCAUCUGUAUGCAUUUUGGUGGAAAGUAGAAGUUUGGAUUUAGAUUUUUUUUAAAGUUACAAAUAUGUCCAAAUUGGUAUGUUUUAGUGUACGCAAAUCGAUUUAUUAAUAAAUAAAUCCUGCUCUCUAAAAAGCCAGAUUGCACCCAUAUUUGUAACUAAGAGAAGUGAGCUGGUAAAUGUGACACCUGCUUGUUAGGAGCGAUGAAUGAAACGGAACAACGGGCUCCUGAAACCUGCAUGUCCCGUGCGCCCAGUGCAGCGGCCGCCUUUCCUGCCCCCUUUGCGGCCAGCCAGAGGCUUCUGCGGCAGAAAUGAUCCGUGUUCUUUUUCCUGCCGAGCACAGGGACCCUGGGCCCCCAGAGUUGGGAGACCCGAGCAGAACCUCUGGUGACCUUGUUCCUUGCCUUCCUUUAAACUGACACCUGUGCCCUUUCUGUGGCGACUGUGGUCUAAGAGAACAUCCAACCACCUGGGAUGUUGGCUCCAAGUCAUCCCCUGCCCUCCCUUCUUCCAUCCCCGAGAGAAUCAAUGGAGUUUCUUACUCCUUCCCACCCUUCCUUCCCCUCCCCUAGACUUUGAUGCUAUAGUUUCAUUCAUGAUUGUAAUUUCUCCAUGACCUUUUUGUUUUUUUCUGGUGACAUUUCUAUCAUGGAAAUAGGAAGAUUGCAGAGUGCUUUGUAAAGAUCUCGACUGUCUCUUUUCUGAUUGUAUGAAGGAGCGUGUACAUUGCCUGAUAACGUUUUGUAAAUGAAGAAUAGCGCUAACCUCCUGGCAUUCUGAAUUCUUGCUUCUCCUCCUGAGUUUGUUUUUUAUUUUGUUUUAGAUUUUGUUUGGGGACUGGGGGCAAGCUAUUUAUUAGAGUUUUGCAACAGAAUUCUUGUUUGAAGCCUUUAAAGACUACUUGUAAAAUUCAAACAAUAAAAUUCAUUUUAAACGCUC